CGGAAAUCACCAAUAACAGACUAGAAAUUCAAUACUUAAUGUAUCAUCAAGGGUUUUCGAAGAAACGACGAGUAGAAAUUGAAUGAUCCUCCUAUUACACCAAGAAGGAAAAUCCUUAUCCUUCCACCUCCGUGUACAACCAGCGCACAAUCAAAGAAGAAAAUGGCUCUUUCCGGAGCAGGCGAGGAACAACCGCCAACCAGCGUUGCUCCUGAAGUCGAUGUUGUCAGCGUCGACAUUGAACCGAACAACUGCGAUCUCGCAGCCCCUCUGCAGAUUAUGCUCAGAUUUUCCCAUGAAACUGCCAUUCCGGAAGCAAGAUGGAGGAUACGGUUUACAGUGGAUACGUUGAAAAAACAAAAGAUAGUGGAUUUUGGAGAGACGGAGACACGGGAUUAUCCAGCUGCGGCGUCUUCGAGUAGUGCGAAUGAAGUUAGGUGGGGUGUGGAAAAUUUGGAGAUGCCACCGAAAUUAGCGAAAGACGUGCUGAAAUACGUACUUUUUUUUUAAAUCAAGAAUAGCAUCAUCUCUCAUCAUGUUUUUCGUCAAUGAUCUCAGGCUUAUAGAUACCAGCAGUGAUUGUGAUUGAUUCUCCGGGUUGAAUCUUCAUCCUCAUCAUCGAAAUUAUCGCAGGACGGCCUGCUAGUUUUCUCGUUAAUGCAGAACGAUUCAGUUUUGCUUGACGUGAAUUUUGUGACGCAAGUAUCCGAAAAUAGUGACGGAACGAUGACGCGGACGAUCAUGAGUCCGGUUUGAAGAGUACGUAUACAGAGGAUUGAAACAUAAAGAAGCACAAGACUAUGUGAUGAACAGAAAAACGCAUAAGAACCAGAGUUUUGUUUGGAAAGAUAAAGAACGACUAGUUGUACGGCACCACUCCUAUUCAGAUUCUGAUGCACGUAAGGUCUUCACCUAGAGAUUUCUCUCGACAUUCAAAAUUUUUGCACAGUUUAAUUGGCCAGCUCCUUUAUGUAAGUGAUGUUUUUACAACCGAGACCGCGC
Messenger RNA from Amoebophrya sp. A25, 1002 nucleotides. The record is from the annotation of a GenBank genome assembly. Lineage: Eukaryota; Dinophyceae; Syndiniales; Amoebophryaceae.